Messenger RNA from Tripterygium wilfordii, 3014 nucleotides. RefSeq names its product nuclear poly(A) polymerase 1-like. The transcript has 13 exons. The record is from RefSeq and is a predicted model, not a curated record. Gene Ontology annotation, molecular function: poly(A) RNA polymerase activity; RNA binding. Gene Ontology annotation, cellular component: nucleus. Bases 605 to 2830 code for a protein of 741 amino acids. NCBI's taxonomy places the organism in Eukaryota, Viridiplantae, Streptophyta, Magnoliopsida, Celastrales, Celastraceae.
CCAACCCAAUCGCUCUGCCAAAAGACAUGUUUGGCUUCGCACGCAUGUAUGUUAUACCGCCACCACUUGUACACAUUAAGAGACAAUCACACACACUAUCAAUCAACGAUCGUCAAAUCACCUCAUAAUCUCGCUACCACUCUCGACUCUGUGAACCUAAAAAGGUGGAGGAUUGAUCUCAGGGCUUUCGGCUUUUUCUCGCUUCGGUCGGAAACCAUUGUAAUUGAAAACCUAGGGUUAGGGUUUUGAUCGUGGCGAAUUAAUUUGCCAUGUAUUCUGUUUUCAUGUUGCUUAGAGAAGUGAAAGAAGAUUAGCUUCUCUUUAAAUUUAUACUUUUACUUUCAUUAGGGCUAUCUUUUGUUCUGAUUAUCUGUAGCUUCAAGUAAAUCUUGUAAACAAUCGAGGAUUAUUCCAUUGUCAUUUAUUUUCUGUGUUUUAUUUGCUCGUUAUCUUGAGUUUUAAUGAAAAUCAGUGAAAGAUUCUGGAAGUUCCACACAAAAGCCCCAUUUUGAAAGAAAACAGAAGGAAAAAAAAAUAUCAAAAGAAAAGAACAAACAAAAAGAAAAGAAAAGAAAAAUUGAGAAUAAUACUAUUGGUGAUAUAAAUGGGGUAUAAUGGUCAGCAGCAGCAGCAGAGGUUAGGCAUUACAGAUCCCAUUUCUUUGGGUGGACCAACCGAGUACGAUCUGAUCAAAACCUGUGAACUUGAGAAGUAUCUGCAAGAUGCAGGAUUGUAUGAGAGCAGGGAGGAGGCUGUAAGUAGGGAGGAAGUGCUUGGAAGACUAGACCAGAUUGUGAAGAACUGGGUCAAAGUUAUAAGCCGUGCCAAAGGAUUGAAUGAGCAAUUGGUUCACGAAGCAAAUGCUAAGAUAUUCACAUCUGGUUCUUAUCGUUUGGGGGUGCAUGGCCCCGGUGCGGAUAUUGACACUCUUUGUGUGGGACCUAGGCAUGCGACACGCGAUGAAGAUUUUUUUGGUGAGCUGUACAGAAUGCUAUCAGAGAUGCCUGAAGUGACAGAGUUGCACCCUGUUCCUGAUGCUUAUGUCCCAGUGAUGAAAUUCAAAUUGAAUGGGAUUUCAAUAGAUCUUUUGUAUGCAAAACUGUCACUAUGGGUUGUUCCAGAAGACUUGGAUAUUUCACAAGACUCCAUACUACAAAGUACAGAUGAACAGACCGUUCGUAGUCUUAAUGGCUGCAGAGUGACUGACCAAAUUCUGCGUUUGGUACCAAAUAUCCAUAAUUUCCGCACGACACUAAGGUGCAUGAGGUUGUGGGCGAAGCUUCGUGGGGUUUACUCUAAUGUUGCUGGUUUUCUGGGUGGAAUAAAUUGGGCAUUGCUUGUUGCUCGCAUUUGCCAGUUAUAUCCCAACGCAGUUCCUAAUAUGUUAGUCUCUCGAUUUUUUAGAGUAUAUAAUCAGUGGCGGUGGCCUAAUCCGGUCAUGCUGUGUCCAAUUGAAGAAGGCUCCCUUGGUCUUCAAAUUUGGGACCCUAGAAGAAAUCCCAAGGAUAGGUUUCAUUUAAUGCCCAUAAUCACUCCUGCAUAUCCCUGCAUGAACUCCAGUUACAACGUUUCGUCAAAUACUUUACGUAUAAUGAAAGAAGAGUUUCGAAGGGGGUAUGAAAUUUGCGAGGCUAUGGAGGCAAACAAGGCUGAAUGGGAUACACUUUUUGAACCCUAUUCCUUUUUCGAUGCAUAUAAAAAUUUUCUGCAGAUAGACAUCUGUGCAGAGAAUGCCGAUGAUUUAAGAAAGUGGAAAGGCUGGGUUGCGUCUCGACUUCGUCAGCUCACGCUAAAGAUUGAGAAGUACACAGGCAAUAUGCUUCAGUGCCACCCACACCCUGGUGAUUUUCAAGAUAAGUCCAGACCUUUUCACUGCUCUUAUUUCAUGGGUUUGCAGCGGAAACAAGGAGUCAAUGUAAGUGGAUCUGAACAAUUUGAUAUAAGGUUAACUGUUGAAGAAUUUAAGCACUCUGUUAAUGUGUACACAUCAUGGAAGCCUGGUAUGGAGAUUCGUGUGACCCAUGUUAGAAGGAAGAAUGUUCCUCCCUUUGUGUUUCCUGGAGGGGUUCGUUCUUCGCGUCCAUCUAAAUUGACUUGGGAUAGUAAGCGGGCCUUGGAAACCAAGGUUUCUGGCAGUUGUGAAGCAGAAAAUUCUGAUAGUCAUGGAAGGAAGAGAAAGCGGAUUGAUGAUGAUGCUGAUAUUAACUCAGGCAAUGCGAUUACUGUUGUACCUUCCUCCAGUGGGGAAAUUAAUGAAGAUGGUGGUUCGCAUUCCAUGAAUUUUGACGACACAAACAGCAUAGCAGGAAAAGUUAAAGACAGCGUAAUUGAUAGCUCUAGAAGUUCAACUAAUUUUACAGAUACUUCUUUGAAGAAUGGCGUUGAUGAUGCAUUAGUUGGUGGGUGCAAUCCUGAUAAUAAAGAUCCAUUUUCCAUUGCUGAUUCCUCAAGUUCUAAAGAGGCCGAGAAACUGGCCAUUGAGAAAAUUAUGUCUGGUCCAUAUGUCUCCCACCAAGCUUUACCCCGAGAACUUGAAGAGCUUGCCGAUGAAUUUGAACAUGGAAAUCAAGCCAAAAAUUCUGGGGCAAACAAUAAAGGCUGCACCAUUGAAGGUUCAGCAGAGAAUGCAGCAGCUGCAGUGCCAGAAACAUCCAAUGGUGGUCCUCCCUCUGGCUUAAAGGCGAACGGGAGCUCAGAAGAGCUUGAGGUGGAGGAGCUCAUGGCACCGUUCCCUAAUGGGAUUACUUCUGCACCACCAACCCAACAAAAGCCUCUUAUCAGGUUAAACUUCACUUCUCUGGGCAAAACCGCCACCAGCAAAACCACAUGAAAGGCUGCGUCAGCGGAACCGAUGCCAAUUUUAGAUUGUUGUUGAGAGCUGACCUGUUUAAGAGAGUAUCCCUGUACUUGUCCUUGUGUAAUGAUAAUAAAACUCUACAAAUAAUACAUCUUUAACAUUACUUAGAUCCUUGUUCUUGUUAAUUGUAUGAACUUAUAGCUUUUUUUUUCUCUCU